GUAUAAAAUUAAGUGAAAGAUUUUUCAAAAAAAAUUGGAAGACUUAAAAUGGAAGAAUCAAAAUGCGAUGUGAAGACCGAAGUAAAAAGUGAAGUAAAAAAUGAAGUCGAGGAUUCUGAUUAUGACACAUGGGGACAAAAGAACAAAUAUUCUUUUAGGGAAAACAGAAAACGUCCAGAACCGGGCAUAUAUGCCGAAAUAGUGAACUCUACAUACAUCAAGUCAUCUGAAGCGUUGUACGAUUGUGACAAAUGUACCCAGUCCUUUCAAAGCAAAACUGGCCUGCUGAAUCAUAGGCGUAUGCAUCAAAGACCAUCUGUUUACACGUGCGCACUAUGUCAGGAGACUUUUAAAACUAACGUGCAGCUAGUGACUCACAAAGAGGUGCAUAAAAACGAUGGUACCGUCUUCUUCUGUAACGUCUGCCAAUUCGCCUUCACAAACCACUACGAUUACGUCGCCCACCAGAUAUCGCAUACGAACAAAUCUAGCUACAAAUGUAUGGAAUGUGAUAAAUAUUACAAACCCGGUUACAUUGUGACGCAUAUCAUGACGCACUAUGAUAAAAGAAUGCAAUGUCCCAUUUGCAACAAGAUGAUACAGGGCGAAAAGUAUUUGAAAGUGCACAUCAAUAGCCACAAUGGGAUUGAAUGCGUCGAGUGUGGGAAGAAGUGCCCCAAUCGCACUUAUCACGACUAUCACAUGAGGAAGCAUACAGGAGUGAGGCCAUACCAAUGUUUGUACUGCGGCAUGGGUUUCGCCAGUAAAUCGGCUAAAACGGUACACACUCGUUUGCACACAGGCGAGAAGCCGCACGAAUGUCCCAUCUGUCAUGUAAGGAAGAGGCAACAAGCAGAUUUGACCGCACAUAUAGCUUCACACACAAAUAUAAAGAAGUUCGAAUGUGAUUAUUGUUCUAAAAAGUUUCUGAGUAAAGCAACUCUGCUCCCUCAUAUAAGAGCUCAUACAAAAACGAAAGUGUUCAAAUGUCCUACUUGUAAAAAGGCAUUCUCGUCGCGCACUGGCCUGCGUAUGCAUACGGUUUACUCGCACAUAAAAGAGAGGGAUUUCGUGUGUAAAUUGUGCAAUUGUUCCUUUAAAACCAAUAUGGGACUCAAGAGGCAUAACACAUCGAAAACUCAUAAAAAUAAUGAAUACGCUAGCCUAAAAAAAAUCUCAAUACAAUCUCAAACAAUAAUUUAGAUACAACUAGCUACUUGCCCCGGCUUCGCACGGGUGUACAUAUAUUGUAUAUAUAAACCUUCCUCUAGAAUCACUCUAUCUAUUAAAAAUAACCGCUUCUAAAUCCGUUGCGUAGUUUAGAGAAUGAAGCAUACAGAGGUACAGACAGCGACAGCGACUUUGUUUUAUACUAUGUAGUGAUGAUAUAUAGCAUCUUUGUUAUAUGAUAAC
Achroia grisella is the source of this 1413-nucleotide messenger RNA. RefSeq names its product zinc finger protein OZF-like. Gene Ontology annotation, molecular function: RNA polymerase II cis-regulatory region sequence-specific DNA binding; DNA-binding transcription factor activity, RNA polymerase II-specific. Gene Ontology annotation, biological process: regulation of transcription by RNA polymerase II. The record is from RefSeq and is a predicted model, not a curated record. Bases 49 to 1203 code for a protein of 384 amino acids. NCBI's taxonomy places the organism in Eukaryota, Metazoa, Arthropoda, Insecta, Lepidoptera, Pyralidae. The transcript is spliced from 3 exons.